Messenger RNA from Owenia fusiformis, 2820 nucleotides. Lineage: Eukaryota; Metazoa; Annelida; Polychaeta; Sabellida; Oweniidae. The record is from the annotation of a GenBank genome assembly.
AACAAAUCAAUAAUUUAUUUGAUUUUUCCUAUAUUAUACGUGUCAUUUACUGGAUAUUUCGGUGUUUUACCAACAUAAACAAUGCUGAGUACACAAGCGAUGUUAUCCUGCUAAGAAUCAACCAUGCUUUAGUUCUUAAAAAGAUAAUUGUCAAAAUGGUCAGAAAAAACAACAAAGGAUAUGCCACCAUACGGAGAAGAAAGGGAACGCUUCAUUUUCAUCCAAAGUCACCUGCAGAAUCCGAUGUUGAAGAUUCUAUUCAGCCUGAUGAAAAUGUUAUUAAAGUCUCUGUACUACAGAAGAUUAUGUCGUCAGAGAAACGACUUUUCUUGGGUUUGGUUGCAUUUCGCUGCAUCAACGCACUGAUGAUUCAGACGUCAUUUGUUCCCGAUGAAUACUGGCAAUCAUUAGAAGUGGCACAUAACAUGGCAUUUGGUUAUGGCCACAUGACAUGGGAAUGGAGGAAAGGACUUAGAGGAUACACAUACCCUUUGCUCUUUUCUAUAGUCUACAAAGUACUUGGGGUCCUGAGAUUAGACUAUGCUGUUCUACUAGUAAAGUUGCCCAGGAUUAUUCAAGGUAUCGCUACGGCAUUCUGUGAUCUCUACACCUAUAAACUUAGUAAGAAACUAUCAGAUGGCAAAACUGCUCAAUACACCCUGCUCUGCCAGUUGAUGUCUUGGUUCAUGUUCUACUGUGGCCCAAGGACUGUUACUAACUCCAUGGAGACAACACUUUGUGUCAUAGGCCUCUAUUUCUUCCCCUGGCCUGGGACCUCAAGGAAGACACAGCUAGAGUUCAUUCUUCUUGCUGCUCUUUCAAUCAUUGUCCGUCCAACAGCCGCCAUUCUGUGGCUCCCUCUAUUCUGCUGGCACAUGUGGAUGAUGCGAGACAUCCCCUUUAAGAUGAUCAAACUUUACAUGGGCGUUGGUCUCGUUUCAGUUCUCUGUUCUUUCUGGAUUGACCAUGUCUUCUAUGGUAGAUGGGUGUUUGUCCAGUACAACUUCCUUGAGUUCAAUGUGCUACAUGACAUGGGGUCAUUCUAUGGGUCCCACCCUGCCCAUUGGUACCUGACUCAGGGCCUCCCUGUAGUGCUAGCUACUCACACCAUUCCAUUCCUCAUGGGGCUCCCAAGGAUCAGGCACCCCGCAGUGCUGGCCAUCAUUGUUUGGCUGCUCUUUGCAUAUAGUAUGCUGGGUCACAAAGAGUUCAGGUUCAUCAUGCCAAUCUUGCCUCUGUGUAUGCACAUCUGUGGCCGCUAUAUCAGCUAUGUGGUCAGGGAGUGGGGGAAAGAAAUCACAAUAGAACCCCUGCAUCACCUUGUCCCCAACCUGCCUCCAGACUCCACUAUACAGGAGACUGAUGAAGCUGCUGGAGAUAUGGGGGAAGGCAUGAAAGAUACUGAAGAAACAUCUAAACCUACUGAGGAAACAUCCCAAGAUAAUGGUGAAACAGCUAAAGAUACCAAUGAGAGUAUAUCUAUUAAGGAUAGUUCCGAUGUACCAAAAUCCAAAUCCAAAGAGAGUGAAAAUAAAAGUGAUGUUAAACCUGAGUCUAUUGAUAAAUCUGAUGAGAAUAAAAGUGACAAGCCAGAUGCAACAACAAAUGAAAGUGCAAUAACAGCAACUAACGCAAAUCAGGAGAGUAAACUUGACCCAAAAAUGAAAGAUGGGAGUGAUGAAAAGAUUGUCAAUGACAGUGACUCAAAUGACCAAAAUAAAAGCAUGGGUAAAGAAACCAAAGACAAAUCCAAUGCAAAAUCAAAACAUUUUAACAAAACUUCACAAAAGAAAUCUCAGAAAGACGCAAAUGUCUCUAAAUCUCAUUCUGCAAUAUCUUGUUUUGGAAAAAUACACAAAAUCAGACUAAAAGAACUGAAAAAGCAGCUAUAUACUCUGCUUAUAGUUUUUAGAAACUACAAGUUUGUGAAAGUGUUGGCUUAUGUGUAUACACGCUGGUUGAUACUUCUUCAGCCUGUAAUGAAAUUACGCUACAUUCUAGCAGCACUGCUUAUGACAAAUCUACCUAUAGCUCUGUACACAUGUCUGUUGCAUCAGCGAGGCACCAUUGAUGUUAUGAGGUACCUUGCUACGGAGGCAGGGAUGCGGCACAACAAAGCAGGGAUGGAUGUAAUGUUCCUCAUGCCAUGUCACUCUACGCCAUAUUACAGUUAUAUCCACCACAACAUCAGCAUGAACUUCCUCACAUGCGAACCCAACCUCGACCACCUGCAAAACUACACAGACGAAGCAGACCUAUUCUACCAGAAUCCAAAACACGUGUUGAGGCAGACAUUCCAUAAUGCGAGCAGCCUCCCCACCCACCUUGUGAUGUUCAAUACACUGCAUUCCUCUUUGCUGUCUCUCUUAGGAGAGUUUCAAUACAGGGACUGUGCUAAGUUUUUCCAUGCUCAUAUAAUCGAUGACUCCAGAGUUGGAAGUCAUGUCAUUGUUGCCUGCAGGUCUGUUAGGUCUUCAUAAGAACUAUAGAAAACUGCCAUUCAUUCCAUCCAUUCAGAGGUAAAAUAAUGUUACAUAGGACUCCACAUAAGUAUCUUUUCGGGGCCCAUUACUUAAGCAUAUUGAUUUUAGAUUAAGCGACUUGCCCGGAUCAAUAAUUGGUGAGGCAAAAUGGGUGAGGCAAAGAAGAUAUUAGAGAGGUUUCACACAGAGGGUUAAAGCUAAAAUGUAUCCGCAAACACAUCUUAUUUAAUUGAACUACUACGCAUAAAUCUGGUGAAUGCUUAAAAGAUUUUAGGUACACUGGGAUAAAAAUGUUGUGCGAAACUUCUCUAUUAUACUUCUAUAAAACAAAUUUUGG